Molecule: messenger RNA, 1052 nt
Organism: Cotesia glomerata
Lineage: Eukaryota; Metazoa; Arthropoda; Insecta; Hymenoptera; Braconidae
Gene: MED8
Product: mediator of RNA polymerase II transcription subunit 8
Exons: 6
Coding region: 54-827 (257 amino acids)
Biological process (GO): regulation of transcription by RNA polymerase II
Cellular component (GO): mediator complex; core mediator complex
Molecular function (GO): RNA polymerase II cis-regulatory region sequence-specific DNA binding; transcription coregulator activity
Source: RefSeq, a predicted model, not a curated record
AGGUUAAUUUUUAUUUUAUUUAUUAAUAUUGUAGUUUAUAAUAAUUUUAAAAAAUGCAGAACGAAGAAAAAAUGUUAAACACAGCAUUGGAAGCAAUGAUAAUGCGAGUAUAUGAUUUAAAAAAUUCAAUAGCAGCAAUGUUGUUGAAAUUAGAGCACGAAUAUGAAACAUUAAAUUGGCCAACUUUUCUUGAUAAUUUUGCAUUAAUUGCCGGUCAUUUAACAAGUUUGUCAAAGCUGUUGUCGCAUGAUAAAGCUCCAAAUUUAAGAAACUUGACAGUACUCCCGUUAUUACUGAGCCCAGAAAAAGAUGACGAUUUAAUAAAAAUGACUGAAGGAAGAAUCACAACAUUUGCUCAUGAUUUGGUACCCAAUUAUUUAAGAACAAAACCAGAGCCCCAAGCUGAACAAAAAAUGAUUCAAUUGGAGCACAAAGCUGCCAAUUUAGCUUUUGACGCUUCUCAAGACUGCAAUAAACAAAUCGCGCAAUACACUAAAUGUAUCACUCAAGUUUAUGAUAUUGCUGAAAAAGCUCGAGAGGAAUGGGAAAGUGAAGCUACUUCACGAACAAAUCAAACUCAAACCAGUAAUAAUAAUGAUACUCAAGCAUUAGUAGCUGCUGUUGGAUUGGGAAAAGGACUUAAGAAUGAGACUGUACAAAUGGUUCAAUCCGGUGUUAAUCCUGGUUCUUCAAAUAUGAUGGUUGGAAGACCUGGUAGUCAACCUGGAGCUGGUGGCCAAGUUGGACAAAUGGGAAAAGCUCCAAGUACAAUAAAAACAAAUAUAAAAGCCGCGUCACAACAACAAAUUCAUCCUUACGCUCGAUAAUAAUAAUAAAGGACACCGUCAUUUAACAGCAACAGUAGCAUAACAUCUUGGAGAAAUGAUAUUACUUAAAACGGCAAUUAUUUCUGCUGAGUAAUUUUGCUCAAUUAACCAAUAAUACCGAUCAUAUAAAACCAAUGAUUCCGCUGGGGCUUGUAAUAAUAAUUGUAAUCCAGUGUAAAUUUCUACAAUACUCAAUUUCGAUUCAUUAAACUUCCAUAAAUUUUU